AUACGGUUCUGGGCUGCUUCAUCUUAGGGAGUCAACGUUUCUUCACGUUCUGUCUUCUUUGGCUAUUAUGGUUUGUAAUGUGCGCCUCUGGCUUAAUUACAGGGCCUCUGCACCAGCUCAGACCAUGUGGACUGCGAAUGAGAUUGCAAGGCUGUGUUAUGAGCACUAUGGGGUCAGGCUGCCCAAGCAGGGGAAACCUGAGCCCAACCGCGAGUGGACUUUAUUAGCAGCUGUGGUGAAGAUCCAACGCACAGCUGACCAGGUCUGUGACUGCCCUGACAAACCACAGCAAGUAACGAGAGAAGUUGUCUCAAUGGGAACAGGAACAAAAUGCAUAGGCCAGUCCAAAAUGAGGAAGAACGGAGACAUCCUCAAUGACAGCCAUGCUGAGAUCAUAGCCAGAAGGAGUUUUCAAAGGUACCUUCUCCGUCAGCUCCAUUUGGCAGCCGCCCUGGAGGAGGAUAGUAUCUUUGUCCCAGGGACUCAGAGAGGACUGUGGAAACUCAGACCAGACCUCUUGUUUGUGUUUUUCUCCAGCCAUACUCCCUGUGGGGAUGCUUCCAUCAUCCCAAUGCUUGAGUUUGAAGAUCAGCCUUGCUUUCCUGUCAGUAGAGAAUGGGCCAGUGACCCAUCAGAAGCCAGUGGUAACCUGGAAACUCCUGAAAAUAAAAGGAAAUAUGAAGACCUGGACAGUACUGUGACCAAAAAGAUGAGGUUUGAGCCCGGGGCUCCUGAUGGUAUGGCUCACCAUCAGAGUUUUGGCAGUCAGAGAAGCGGCCCAGUCCCACCACGUGUCAGCAGCUCCAAUCUCACUGCAGAGGAAUUGGCUGCUGUCACCAGAAAGGCCCCCAAUGGUGCCAAAGUGGUGGACGUCUACAGAACUGGAGCCAAGUGUGUGCCUGGAGAAGCCGGAGACUCCGGGAGGCCUGGGGCUGCAUAUCACCAGGUGGGGCUGCUCCGAGUGAAGCCAGGCCGGGGAGACAGGACUCGCUCCAUGUCCUGCAGUGACAAGUUGGCACGGUGGAAUGUCCUCGGAUGCCAAGGGGCACUGUUGAUGCACUUCCUGGAAGAGCCCAUCUACCUGUCAGCUGUGGUCAUUGGGCAGUGCCCGUACAGCCAGGAGGCCAUGCAGAGGGCACUGACAGGGAGGUGUCAGGACGUCUCACCUUUACCCAAAGGCUUUGGAGUUCAAGAAGUGAAAAUACAGCAGUCAGAUUUACUAUUUGAACAGAGCCGCUGUGCAUUGCAGGCAAAAAGGGCUGACAGCCCAGGCCGACUUGUUCCUUGUGGGGCAGCCAUCAGCUGGAGCGCAGUUCCUGAGCAGCCAUUGGACGUCACUGCCAACGGCUUUCCACAGGGAACAACGAAGAAAGGAAUCGGACACCUUCAGGCCAGAUCGCGAAUCAGCAAAGUGGAACUCUUUAGAUCAUUCCAGAAGCUGCUAAGCAGUAUUUCAGAGGACAAAUGGCCAGACACACUCAGAUCUUGGCCAAAAAAUGAAAGAGUAGAAGCAGGACAAAACUGAAUCAAUACGACAUGAUUAUCAGUCUCCUCGAUUAUAAGACGGCAAGGACAGGGCUAAAGGUCAGGGCAGAGACGCAAAGAUGGCUCAGAGGAGCCGGACCCAAGUUUGAUCAAAGGAAAGAAUCUUCAUCAGAAAAAAAUAUUUUAACUGGGAAUAAGUAUUAAAAUAUUGCUCAGCAUGUCAGCCAUUCUUCAGCAGUCCGAGACCAUGGAGGGAUUCGGAAAGGGGUGUUGGCUGGCACUACACAGGAGGAUAUGCAUAAUGGAAAGUGGUUUGGGAAUGUGCACCCAAGAAAUUUCUAAUGGCUAGAUCCUCAGGUGGAAGUUAUAGAUGAUGAGAAAACUGUAAACCAAACAGUAGUCUCUUGUUUAUCUGAUUCCACCAGGACCAGACAAAAGUAGCAUUCUGUUUAUUCUUACCUGCUGUAGUCCAUGUUGCUGUCUAGUGAAUAUCCUACAAGGAGACCAAGUUGCUCUAAGAAAGCAGAGCAGAUUCCUCCCAUUCCUAAGUCUCCUGGUAUAAAUCUGUCCAGUUGAUCGCUCAGGUAUCUUGCUGGCCAUAGGGCUGAGCUGUCUGGUGAGAACCCAUGUGCCUGGUGGUGUGUGUAUGUUAGGUUGCAGAAGCUGGAGACAUACCAGGAGUACAAGGAGGCUGCGUCUGCUUACCAGGAGGCCUGGAACGUACUCCGGAAGCAGGCCUUUGGAUCCUGGAUCAGAAAUCCACCAGAAUAUCACCAGUUUAAAUGAGAAGGGAAAACUUGUGAAGAGCUUACUGUAGCAGAGUUUCCCACCAUUCAUACUGGAUUGCUGCUUCCUUUGUGCUGGACAAAGCUUAGCUUUCCUUCCAGCUGAGUCAGGAAAAAAGUUCGCCAUCUACCAGAGAGACACAUCUCUUCUGUGUAAUAUGAACGGAAUUCUGGAACAUGGGACAUCUGUACUUAAAGAAGCUCUAUGCUAAAAUGGCAUCUUGCUGAUGACCUUGCUAUCUGUCCUAACUUGUGUUUUAUUGCUAUUCUAAAACAUGGAAUAAGAAUUUGGAAUAUGAUGCUUUAAAAGCACUCUGUAGUAGCUCCAUUUUGUGUGGUUCUAUGAUGAUUCAGCUAGUAUUUAUUGGGCUGAGAUGGUGUUUGAAUCCACAGGUUUCAGAGCUUCACCUGGCAGCAUGGACAUACCAUUUUAUAUGCCCAGGCUUUCUUCCUGCAGAGAGCUCCCCUUUCCUGCCCUAUCCAUGGGACCUGGAUAAAGCAAACUUUACUCCAUGGAAUGUGAACCAGCCCUGCAGCUAUUGGCAGAUGCAGCAGGAAAGAUCAUCUCUCCCUGUGUAUCAGGAGCUGACUCUUGGGACUGCCAGGGGCUGCCUUUGCCACCACGGAGACAGCCCGCUUGAGAAUGAAGGCAGUAAGGAAGGAAACCGCCAAGGGAAUCAAAGCUCUAGUGACCUUGCUUGGAUUUCGGAAGCCUCUGGCCCACACUGGACUUCAAUAUGUGAGAUAAGUUCAUAUUGGUGUUUCAAGCACGCCUGUUUGAGUAGGUUUUCUAUGACUUUGAACUGAAAGAGUUCUGUCCAAAAGUCCCUGUUGGAAAUCAGCAACAGACCUAACAACCAACCUGUUUUAACAGACAUCUAAUAUUUAACUGCCAACCUCUUCACACCUCAAAUUAUUGACUGAAAGUGGAAAUUCUCCAUGCUGGGAUUACUCAAGGUCCUUGUCGGCUCUUGAGAAUUUUUGUAUAACUUUAAAUAUAUUUUAAUAGCAGUUUUAUUGAGAUAUGGUUCAUAUAACCAUAAAAUACACCCACUUAAAAUGUACGAUUUAGUGGUUUUUUAGUAUGUCAACAGAGUUGUGCAACCAUCACAGAUCAAUUUUAGAAUAUUUUUUGUUCCAAAUGGGGGGAACAUUAUUCAACCCAGUAUGGUACCAUUAGCCCCCACUUCCAGUUCCCCUCAACCCUCCUGGUUCUAGGGCAACCAAAAAUCUACUUUCUGCCUCUAUGGAUUUGCCUAUUCUGAACAAUUCAUAUAAAUGGAAUAGGUGGUGUUCCUGGCUUCUUUCUGUGACUGGCUUCUUUGACUUAGCGUGUUUUUAAGAUUCUUGAUGUCAUAGCAUGAAUUAGCACUUUAUUCCUUUUAUGGAAUAAAAACAAAUCAAUUUAUGGAUGUAUUAUGUCUUGUUUAAUCAUCAGGUGAUGGACAUUUAGGUUGAUUCCAUUUUUUGGCUACUGCAGAUAGUGCUACUCUGAACAUGUGUGUACAAGUUUGUGUGUGAGCAUGCGUUCUUAAAUUUUUUUGCCUACAGAAGUAAUACAUGUUUGUCCUAACAAA
This is a messenger RNA of Manis javanica (Malayan pangolin), 3847 nucleotides long. It is a transcript of the gene ADAT1, whose product is annotated as adenosine deaminase tRNA specific 1. Gene Ontology annotation, molecular function: RNA binding; tRNA-specific adenosine deaminase activity; adenosine deaminase activity. The record is from RefSeq and is a predicted model, not a curated record. Gene Ontology annotation, biological process: tRNA processing. Lineage: Eukaryota; Metazoa; Chordata; Mammalia; Pholidota; Manidae.